Rosa chinensis is the source of this 1981-nucleotide messenger RNA. RefSeq names its product COBRA-like protein 1. Gene Ontology annotation, cellular component: plasma membrane. The transcript is spliced from 7 exons. Bases 414 to 1721 code for a protein of 435 amino acids. Gene Ontology annotation, biological process: plant-type cell wall cellulose biosynthetic process; cellulose microfibril organization. Lineage: Eukaryota; Viridiplantae; Streptophyta; Magnoliopsida; Rosales; Rosaceae. The record is from RefSeq and is a predicted model, not a curated record.
AUGAAAUACUGGCCAAAAAAAAAAGAAAAGGCUAUUUGCCACAAAACGGACAGCGGCGAUGGACUUUCGUCAGUCACGGCGAGCCAACGAACGGCGGGCAAUCGGUCCAGACCUCCGGGUAGCUGGGGAAUCCAGAUGCAAGCAGAGCGAUGAGGACUCAAGGAGCAAUUUUCCAAUGACAAUAUUGAAUUCCGGGGAUGAGCGGAGUAUCGGGGAAGAUUGAUGGCAAUUUUUUGUUGAAAGGGAACAAGUGGAAGUUAUGCAAAUCCAGUUCGUUGCUCUAGCUCCUGGUUCUAGCACCGAACUGGAUUUGCAUAACUUAGAGGAGCCAUGGCCGAAGACGAACAGGGAAGCAAUAAAGCUAAAGCUAAGUCGGAGUGUGGGAACUGUAAGUCAUCGUUAGCAGUUGAAGAAUGAUGAAGCCAUCAGCUUUCUACAUUGCAGUCUUCUGCUUUCUCCUGCCUGCUCUCAGCAUUGAGGCCUAUGACCCUCUUGAUCCCACAGGAAACAUCACAAUCAGAUGGGACAUCUUAAGUUGGACGGAGGAUGGUUAUGUGGCUAUUGUCACUAUAAGAAAUUAUCAGAUGUACCGACACAUCGAAGCACCAGGAUGGAGGUUAGGUUGGUCCUGGGCGAGAGGUGAGGUACUUUGGUCUAUGCUGGGCGCCGAAACGACCGAGAGGGGAGACUGCUCCAGAUUUGGAGGAGGAGUAGAUGGCCCUCCGCAUUGCUGUGAUAGCAGUCCGAAGGUGGUGGACUUGCUUCCUGGUGUGCCAUACAACCAGCGGAUCUCUCAGUGCUGCAGAGGGGGAAACUUGGGUUCAAUGGUCCAGGACCAAGCAGCCAGUGCGAGCAUGUUCCAGAUGACGGUGGCUGCUGCUGGUACCACUAAGAAGACCGUCAGGCGACCGAAGAAUUUCACACUGGAAGCGCCCGGACCUGGAUAUACUUGUGGUCCAGCACGCAUUGUGGAUCCCACAAGAUAUCCCUCUCCUGAUAGGAGGAGACACACUCAAGCUCUUGUGAGCUGGAAUGUGGUCUGCACGUAUUCACAGUUCCUUGCUUCAGCAACACCUACUUGUUGCGUGUCCCUCUCCUCUUUUUACAGUAAGAUGUUGGUGAGCUGCCGUACCUGUGCUUGUGGCUGCAAGAGCAACCCCGGCGGCUGUGCAGGGCCAAAUUCUCCAGAUUUAUCUCCAGCUCCUCGCGUCCAGUGUACGAGCCAUAUGUGUCCAGUGCGAGUCCACUGGCACGUUAAGCUCAACUACAAGGAGUAUUGGAGGGUUAAAAUUAGCGUAACCAAUUUCAAUUACAAGAUGAACUAUACUCAGUGGAAUCUGGUUGUGCAACAUCCCAACUUCAACAACAUGACAACAAGUUAUAGCUUCAAUUCCCAUUCAUUAGGUCCCUAUGGUGAUAUAAAUGAUACAACUAUGUUUUGGGGACUUGAGUAUUUCAACGACAUGCUCUUGGAAGCUGGUCUUGAAGGAAACGUGCGGUCGGAUAUUCUUUUUGGGAAGAGCAAAUCCAGUUUUACAUUUGCAAAUGGAUGGGCUUUCCCUCGAAGGAUUUAUUUUAAUGGCGAGGAAUGCGUUAUGCCCCCUGUUGAUGUCUACCCAAGGCUGCCAAGCAGUAGUCGGAAACCAACCAGUUGUGUACUUGAUGCAGCCGUCACCUGCAUUUUGACAUUAUUAUGUUUAGCUAUGAGUGUCUGGCAAUGAAGUUAAGCUGGCGUCAAGAGCAUCAAGACGAAGAAGGCUGAAGAUUUAGUGUGCUAUGUAUGUGAAUUUGGUUAGGCUGAUCUGUUGGUGCAAGUCUAUGGAAAUUGGAAAAUAAUGUUGUCUCAACAGAAAGUACAAGUCAUUGACUAGUAACUUGUUUGGCAUUGAUGUCCUUAAACAUUUCCAACCAUGUCUUGUUGAAACCUAAAGUUUUAUAUAUAUGAUAUUCAGUUUUCAGGCGAUGCCAUUUCCUUUUGCUA